GAACGGAGCCAGAACUGUUCCCUGUGGGGCCCCCGUACUGCAGAUGAGCCUGUCCGACAAACAGCCCUGAGUCCUCACAUACUGAGGUCGGUCAGGGAGGUAGUCCAGAAUCCAUGUAGUGAGGUGAUGGUCCACUCCUGUGUUGUCCAGCUUGUCCUUCAGGACUGUGAGAAGAAUGGUGUUGAAGGCACUGGAGAAAUCAAAGAAAAUGAUUCUCACAGUGCUCCCAGCAGUCUCCGGGUGAGAGAGGGAACAAUGUAGGAGGUGAAUGACGGCAUCAUCCACUCCAAUGCCAGGCUGUUAGGCAAACAGAUGUGGAUCCAGUGAUGAGCUCACCAGGGGCCGAACCUGAGUCAGGGUCUUAAACAGGUGGGAUGUCAGAACCACCGGCCUGUAGCUGUUGAGGUACUUGGGACGUGAAGUCUUUGGCACUGGUACAACACAGGAGGUUUUCCAGAGCUGUGGGACUCUCCCCAGCCUCAGGCUCAGGUUGAAGAUGUGCUCCAUCACGCCAUGCAGUUGAUCUGUGCAGGGCCUGACCACCCUUGAGCUGAUUCCAUCUGGACCCACUGCCUUCUUGGCUUUAAUCCUCCUCAGUUCCCUCCUAACCUGGGUGGUUGAGAGAGACAGACUGGAGCCUUGUGUUGAAUGUGUAUUGGAUGCUAUUGUUGGGGAUGGGGAGGAGUGAGCAGGGUGAAUAGAGGAGGUGUGACCAAUGAUUUAUAAAGAAAAAUCAUUAAAAUUAUCAGGGGUGCCCAACCUUUUGCAUACCACUGUAUUUGGAGCUGAAACUGCAUUUUUAGAAUAACCUUGCAGUAUAACAGUAAUUAUCAUAAUAGUGAUUAAUUUGUCUAAUCUGUGCUAUCUUUGUCUCACAUGUAUAUGUAUUGGAGUCACAGUAACUGAAGAUAAGGACACUGAUGAAGUGACGUUAAACUGCUCUCUGCUGACAUAUGAGGACUGUCACCACACAGUGAAAUGGCUGUUAAAUGGUUACAAUGUAGACAGAACUAACAACCUAACAGAAAGAUCACAGACUGACUGCUUCACCACUGUGUGAAAUUCUCACAAUUCAAACGUCUCAAGGGACAAUAUAGUGAAGUGUCAAGGAACUCAUACUAACACAAGCAAAGUAGUCUUUACCAUCAUCCAUCAGGCCUCUGGUGAGGAAGCUGUUGGGACAAACAAAACAAAGAAUCCAGCCAGAAAAACUGUAAGCAGCACAACAUCAGUAACAACCACAGCCGUGAAGGAUAUUUCAAAAGGUUUACCAAUGCUGCUGAAGGUCAUCUCAUCGCAUUUUGUAUGUGAAGAACACAGACUCACAACAUCUCUCCUUCUGCCUUUCCUCUUUCUCUCGCUCCUCUGUUUGUGUGUGGGACAGUAUGAGAGAUUCAUCUUCUGCGUCCCUGCUCCAUUUGGCUGCCACAUAUGUCUCAAAUCCCUAAUCAGAGCCUUUAAACAUUUGAUCAUAAAUUCACUCCUCUUCAGAUUGCUGUUAGGUUUGUCUUUAGCAUCACUCAGUCUCCAUCAAAAAAAAAAAUGCUACUUGAGUUCUUUGUUUUUCACUUGAUUUUUCCAGUCACUAAUUUUAAAUGUCCCGGGCCGUCUCCUCGAGACCAAAUACUUAGUCUUGGUAUCCCUGCCUGCUCUGUUUCUCCAUCACUCACCAAACCCAGAUGCAAGACCCAAUCCCCUCUAGCUUGCACAUACUCCCUGAUUCCAGUGCUAAAGCCUGCCUCAGAGUCCACCUCUUUGUUUUACCAUAAUAAUUUUCAAUAUAUAAUAUUUAAAAAAUGAAAUGUUGAUGUUAUUUUUUAAGCCAUUUUCUGCAAUGACUGAGAUUGGAAUAACACAACAGCAAUCAUAGUUCAGAGUUGUAACAUCUACCUGUCAAAGUUUGAAUCGCUGACAGCUAACCGAAAUCAUCACUCUGUGUUGUCCGGUUUGUAAUGAUGUAUUUUGUUAUGGCUAAUGAUAAUAUAACUUGAUUUGUAAAAGGUUUUCGAUCGUGUUUUUUUACAUUUGUGUAUAUUGUGUGAGACUAGGGUCAGUGGGGGUCUGAAAACAGUAAAACAGUACGCUGGUGUUUUAGCUUCACUGGCGUUGGAUGAACUCCUGAUGUUGAUACAGAUGUUGCUUCUCGCUGCCAACAGACCAGGAAAUAAACGCUGUGAAUAUUUCAUCUUUAAGUCUACUGCUGCAUAUUUAGAUGUGAAGAAUCAGAGAUUUUGAAUUGGUGAUAUUCCCACUCAUUAAACUGCUGCAAGAGUGCUAAAGGACAUUAAAGGCAACUGCGCCGAUGCCUGUUCAGAAAUGUCUGGACCCAUGGCACAUUUGUCUAACCCUCACGAGUUAAUCUGGAACACCAGGAGCAGGCUGUUUCUGCUGGCAUUUUUAACUCUCACAGCCCACUCAGCUGAUAGUGGGCAAGAUUUUUAUAAAGAAGCCACUUGUUUCAAAAAAUAAAAAAAAAAUACAACAACAUAAAUGUGUGAAAAAUAGUGGACAUAAAGACUUGAGUGGGAAAGUUUGGUGGCAAACAUGAUCACGAAGAUGGUCUGUUUUCUCAGAAUAAGCAAAGACUAAUAGCCUUCACACCUUUAACCUCCUUUUCCUUUGUUUGAUAUUUAAAUGAAAAGAGAGGGAAGCUUACUAAAUUCAUUCAGUAAGUGACCUCACUAUGAUAUCACUAUGUGAUAAUUCAUUUUAAAGGUAACAACACAAAACAUAUUAUAAAUGAACAACCUACCCACUAAUGUUACAUCAUUCAUCCUCUAACUGAGGAAGGCAUGUUUUGCAACUUGAGUUUUGCUGACCUUGGAAACCAGAGGUGAGCAUCCUGUAGACUACAAAACAAUUUUUUCUGUCCCUCUGAGUGUGUGUGUUUGUACAUGUGCACGCUCUCCCUCAUGUUGGUUGUCUUUGGAAAUUCUGUAAAAAGCUUACCUCUCGCACACAUUAGUCACUUAAGUAGAAGCACAGAUACUUGUGUAAAAAAACAACAACAACUCCACACGGAUGAAUAAUGACUCAACUUCUUUAACUAAGUAAAAGUAAAAAGGUGAAUCAGGAGUUUGACACUUCAACUGUUUGUUCCUAUGUGAUGUUUGUUUUCUAAAACUCUUGACACAUUCAACUUCCUCAGUCAUUUUUUUAAUAUAAUGUCAAACACAUAACUGUCACCAAUGCAUUGUAGGGAUGCACCUCCUGAGGUCAUUUGCUAAAGUUGUGAUGAGGAAGUGAUAUCUGAUGAAUAACGGGAAGUACAAACAGUCUUGAAGAGUCAUCAGCUCAGAGACGGUUGAGAACAAGAAAGAAGUGAGACAGAGAAGCACGAUGGAUGAGCUCAGAUGGAGUAAAAUGUUUUUAUGUCUGAUAUCAAUCAUUCAGAUUGCAGAAUUCUCAACAGUAUCUGCAAAUGAAACCACCAUUUUUAUGAAAGUUGGAGAUGACGUCACUCUGCCUUGUAUAAAUGUGAUAGAUGAGCAGAAUAACUGUGAUGGGACUACGUGGACCUUUGCUUCAAGAAACAGAACACCAAUAGAAGUGAUCAGCUUUGGACAGCUUGGUGAAAAAGCCAAAAAUGCAUCAGACAGACUGAGUGUUACAGCAAACUGUUCUCUGCUUAUAAAGACUCUCACAGUCGACGAUGUAGGUUUUUACUACUGUAAACAAUACAGAUACCUUCAAAAGCACAGACACAAACGUCUGGUUAGCGAGUCUUUGGUUGAUCUCUCUGUACUCACCUUGACUGAACAUGAGGACAAUGAUAAGGUGACAAUAAAUUGCUCUGUGGUGACAUAUGAAAAGUGUCAUCACACAGUGAGGUGCCUGUUUAAAGGUCGAGCUGUGGACAGAGAUAACAAUCAAAUAGUGACUUUACAGACUGGCUGCUCCACCACUGUCUCUUUACUCAAGUCUCACCAUGUUUACUCAUCAAGAGAUUACCUUUUGGACUGCGAAGUGAAUGAUGCUCAUACAGAAGGGAAGCUGUUUACCUUCAGCCCUCAGCUAUCAGGUGACAGACAAAGGACAAAUAAUCCAACCAGAAAAAAUGCAGCAGGCUACAGUCAGUCCAAUACCCAAGCUAUCCAUUGGUACGUCGUUGCAGCUGUGGGUUUUGUCUUGCUCUUGAUAACAGCUGCAUCUGUUAUCAGAUGGAGAAAAACAAAAGCAAACAAAACACAGACGGAUGAAGAUACUGUAGAUCAUGAAGUUUCCUAUGCCACCGUCAGCUACAGAAAGAAAGCCAAGAAUAAAGCCCAGGUUCAGGGUGAUGAUGAAGGUGAUGCAGUGAUCUACAGUGUUUUGAUGGUUUCUUCAUCUCCUGCAGCCACUGUCAACCCCAGUAACCCACAAUAAAAAAGAAAAUAGAGAAAAUAGCAAAAGGAUUUGACCUUUUUUAAAAAAAAAAAAAAAAAAUGUAAAUGGAUGUGUGAUUAGAGACUUCAUGCUGUUGAAUGGCAAGCAUAAAACUAUUAUAGCAAAUGCUGGGAGUCAAUCGAGAAUCAAGGCCAUCUUUGGGUCAUUCCCACUAUUCAGUGUCAUUUCGAGAUAGUAACAUUGCAAAAAGUACAUUUCUAAUUAUCCAUAAUGUUAUAAUGUGAUCUGAAAGAAUGCCUGUUAAACUUUUAGAGAAAUAUACCGGUCAAGCUCAGAAUAUUAAUACAUUUUUCCAGGUUUUCCACAUGUGGUGCAGGCCAAACAUCCCACCUGUUAUGGUACAAUCUUAUCUCUGUUACUGCGUUAUUAAUGUACAAUCACUUUUCUAUUUACAUUUCCUAAGAGCUAAAAUGUCCCUGUGUUUACUCUGCAAAUGUAUUUCAGGGGAGUGCUAA
Messenger RNA from Haplochromis burtoni (Burton's mouthbrooder), 4841 nucleotides. RefSeq lists its product as uncharacterized. Gene Ontology annotation, cellular component: membrane raft; external side of plasma membrane. NCBI's taxonomy places the organism in Eukaryota, Metazoa, Chordata, Actinopteri, Cichliformes, Cichlidae. Gene Ontology annotation, biological process: interleukin-15-mediated signaling pathway; positive regulation of ERK1 and ERK2 cascade; T cell activation. The coding region runs from base 3340 to 4365 and encodes 341 amino acids. The record is from RefSeq and is a predicted model, not a curated record. The transcript has 10 exons. Gene Ontology annotation, molecular function: MHC class II protein binding; protein tyrosine kinase binding.